This is a messenger RNA of Pelagomonas calceolata, 1007 nucleotides long. The record is from the annotation of a GenBank genome assembly. NCBI's taxonomy places the organism in Eukaryota, Pelagophyceae, Pelagomonadales, Pelagomonadaceae.
AAAAGCCCAAAUCGACUCGAGACUGCGAGGCGCGGCUCUCAAUCGCAUUCGCUUCCGCGUUGGCAAAAACUCAAUUGACGCGACGAUCCGGUUCAACAGACCGCAAACACUCGCGAUUUGAGCCAUACAGCCGCGAGGCCGGGUCACCUCUCCGCGCGAGCGCUGGACAGUCGUGCGUGCCGCUUGACACUAUUAUUGUUGCCGCGGUGCUCGCACGAUCGGAUUUGGAAGGAUGCGCAGCGCCGCCUGGCUCCUCGAGGCUCUCGUCGUCGCGUCGACCGCGCGAGGCGUCGCCGGAGUUACAGACGGAGCCGGCUGCGGCGCGACGUGCGGCGAGCGCGACGCGAUCGUGGGGGCGGACGGUAAGUGGUCCGCGGUGCGCCGGGCGGUUCUCGACGACAACAAGGACUGGCCGACGCGCGAGGAGAAACGCUUCGGCAUCACGCUCCGUCUCCCGCGCGUGCCUGAUGGAUUUGAUACGGACAAGACCCACGUCUCGCGUCCGGCGUUCUUUAGGACGGACGCGUUUAAAUAUUGUGUGGACGCGCGGCGGCCGUGGCCGACGGGCUGUAGCUCUAUCGGUUCCUGGUCGCUGGUGCUGGAAUUGACGUCCUAUGCCGCGACAAUAACGUCAGCAUUACUCUUCGCGUUCACGGGCGACUUCCUGGCGAACCGGAAGCUGUUUUCGCGGUUCUUGCUCUUCAUCGCCUACGAAUGUCUGCUGGUCGCCGUGAAGGUGGCGUAUCAAUUGUUAAGGGACACGCCGCCGUUCGAAGUGAAGUUGCAAAGGAAGCGGGUGAAUUUCUUAGGGAGGAAGAUCGUCGCGGACGAGCCGGAUGAAAGGAAGGAGGAUAGUGAUGAUGAAUCUGAAGAAGAUGAAGCCCGACACCCGUUGAUCGUGCACGACCGCGACCCGGAGCAGAACCUGGAAGCGUUACGGAACCCGGACGCGUACCGGCAGAACUUGGCCUAAGUAUCUAUUACCCCUACUUAUACGCAGCAACUAC